This is a messenger RNA of Schistocerca cancellata (South American locust), 1007 nucleotides long. RefSeq lists its product as uncharacterized. The transcript has 2 exons. The coding region runs from base 14 to 379 and encodes 121 amino acids. NCBI's taxonomy places the organism in Eukaryota, Metazoa, Arthropoda, Insecta, Orthoptera, Acrididae. The record is from RefSeq and is a predicted model, not a curated record.
UGUUUCUUCACGAAUGUGUUGUUGCUUGCCACUCUAUUCAUGGUUUUUGUCCAUACUUGCGCUUAUUUUAGAAUCAUUUUUAGAAACAUAUAUGCCUUCUGAUACUACACAAACUCUUGGAGGCAAGAAACUAAUUCGAAUAAUUGGGAAAUUACGUAGGAAAUGGAUGCAAACAAACAUUAUGCUUACGACGCGUCUGACGUCCACCUUACCUGCCGCUCUGAGGAGCUUUGGUGUCGCUCCAUCUGUCAAACGGCAACAACUUUUACAGCAAUUCACAGAUCCCGAGGACAGUGUGGCCACAGCAGCUGCCAGAGGGUGUCAUCACAACACCACAGGACAACCCCAUCCAGAUGGAGCCUUUGCCUCCUCUGCCUGAUCUCGUCCUACCAAUGGAGCUGGACCCACAAAUGUCGCAGUAGCCAACGCCUUCUAUAUUGUGGUAUGGGCCUCAGGAGGUGGAUACGUACCCUUCUGGAUGUCUUCCGGGGGACAUUUCCACCAGUGCACAGGCCAGAUAGUGGGGUAUGACUGGAAGUAUCACGUCCCCUGCAGCCACAGCUUCCAGUCCAUUAGUGUGUCCACCCUGCUGCCUCCCCCACUGUUUUCGUGCUCCAUAUACAAUGACAGUCCAUCACAUUGGCGGAGAGCAAUGUAACGGCAUAAAGUCAAGCACCAGCAUGCUAGUUGGGAAUGAUAGAAAAGAGGUGGCUGUGAGAAGACGUCAGCCAGUCGCACGCUGACUGAUCCCUCUCCAGGAUGACUACACGACAACAGCAGCCCCUAUGUGGAGAGGACAUAAGUGCCGUGACUGACUGGUGAUGCUCCAGUUGAAUAGCCACUUCGUGACCAGCAGCUGGAUAGAAGCGUCAGUGCUCAUUACCUUGCCUGUACACUCUAUGUAACACAGACAUGGGAACUGUUAUACUGAAGAAAUUGCUUAUUUUGUAUGUCACUCUUUGCUUGUGACAUAUCUGUGUAAUUGUCAGAUUUAAGUAUUGUCUUUU